AUGGCUUCAACCAGCCUGCCAAAUGAGUUGUUUCUGCUGAUCGCUCAACAGCUGCCGGCCUUGAUUGAUUUGUCCAGAUUGAUGCAGGUGGAUCGGAGGAGAUAUCACCUUCUACGCGAAUACCUAUACGAUCGAAUUACCGGCAAUGAGAAGAACAGGGUUCUUCGCUGGGCGGCGGAACAUGGCCAUGAAACAAUUGUGCGUGCCAUGUUGCAGCGCGGCGGCGAGUACUAUUCGUUGAAACGCCUCCUUUUGGAUGACGGGACCAUUGAGUCUGGCCCGAGGCUGAUGCUCGAUGGUGCUAUUGCCGGCGCCGCGGGCAACGGGCAUGCCAGUAUAUUGAGGCUGUUGCUGAAACGCCUGUCCGGUCCGUUGACAGUGCCUCUUCCCACAAGUGAAGCGCCAAUUGUGAGAGCCGCCGUCAAUGGUGACGCCGAGACGGUGACGAUCUUAUUGGAACACACCGCCGCAACGCAAUCCAGUCUCUCAUCAGGGCAAGCUGCAACAGAUCUCGCGGCCGAGAAAGCUGAUCGGGAAGCUCAGAUCACUCGCUUGUACAGCUACGCUUUAAACGAGGCUUUGCGACACGCACGGGAGGAGAUAGUAAACCUGCUCCUCGCGGAUGGUCGCGUUCAGUUGAACUCGCAAAGUAUAUGCGCCGCGGCGGCGGGUGGGAGCCUGAAGCUUGUGGAACUUUGCCUGCAGCAGGCGCCCGCGUGGUCUCCGGGUACGGGCCACGAGUCGCCGCUCGGGGCAGCUGCACGGAGAGGUCAUGAAGCUGCCUUCACAUUGAUCUCUCAAUCGGGGAAUUUCGAUCCAAAUAUGACAGAUGAGGCGGGCAGGACGCCGCUUGCUGUUGCUGCAGAACAUGGUCAGAAUAGGAUUGUCGAAAUCCUGCUGGGUACCCCAGGCGUGGAUGCAGAUCCUCAUGAUAAAUACGACCGAACCCCUCUUGAACUUGCAGCCAGCAAAGGCAAUAUGGUGCUCGUACAAUGGUUACUUGCGAUGCCAGGUGUAGAUGUCAACAAUUGCGACUCAGAUCAUUACAUACCCAUCAGUUCCGCAGCCAGCUCUGGAAAAGUUGAGGUUGUGAAACAAUUGCUAGAGGCUGGAGCAGAUCCCGACUGUCCAGAUAACGAAGGUCGCACACCCCUGGCUCGUGCAGCAUACUCAGGAGCCAAUGAAGUUGUAAAAGUCUUACUGUCAACUGGCAAAGUGCAGGCGGAUUCCCGUGACGAGGGGGGCAUGACGCCCUUGAUGCUCGCAGCGAAAUCCGGUCGAUUUUUGAGAAAACCUGACGAUUUCGUCCGAACACGACCUUAUGAGCUGGAAACCGAGAAAGUGAUUGUGCCUUUGCUCAAAGGGGAACAACCGCCUCCCUUGAACCUCAAGGGCCUGCUUCUGGAGCCAGACGUCAACCGGGACAUUUCCACUCGCGGUGCACUCUCCGUCAUGGAGCAGCUUCUGGCCCGGGACGACGUAGAUCCCAACGCGCGAGAUGGACAGGGGAGAACGGCACUAUCCUAUGCCGCGGAAAUGCAUGAGAUCGAUGCCAUUCGAGCCUUGAUGGAAGAUGGGCGCGUGGAUGUGAAUUGUGCCGACAACGAUGGGUGGACACCAAUGACUUGGAUAACCAAAAAGGUCAAGGAUAGCCCCUGGCAUAAUGACUGGGAGGUCUAUUAUGGACUAUGA
This is a messenger RNA of Penicillium diatomitis, 1692 nucleotides long. RefSeq lists its product as uncharacterized. NCBI's taxonomy places the organism in Eukaryota, Fungi, Ascomycota, Eurotiomycetes, Eurotiales, Aspergillaceae. The record is from RefSeq and is a predicted model, not a curated record. The coding region runs from base 1 to 1692 and encodes 563 amino acids. Gene Ontology annotation, molecular function: protein binding. The transcript has a single exon.